Molecule: messenger RNA, 2125 nt
Organism: Amaranthus tricolor (Joseph's coat)
Lineage: Eukaryota; Viridiplantae; Streptophyta; Magnoliopsida; Caryophyllales; Amaranthaceae
Exons: 3
Coding region: 148-1758 (536 amino acids)
Source: RefSeq, a predicted model, not a curated record
UCUUCUCGAGCUCCCAAGCUCAAGUAACCUUCUUCCUCAGCUUCCUUUUUUCUGCCUUAUCUGCAAACUUCCAACUACGAACCCUAACAACUCCGUCAACCAUUUUUCCUCUUCAGUUCAUCCUCUCUUUCUGGAGUCUUCGUAUUCAUGGCUUCUGGAUCUUCUGGCCGACCUACUUCUGCUUCCAAAGGUUUCGAUUUUGCUUCCGAUGAUAUACUAUGCUCUUACGAAAAUUACACUAAUCAGGAUUCCUCUAAUGAAACUCACUUAGAUCCAUCUAUUGCUUCUAAUUCUGCCAAGGAUUUUCAGAAAAACAGAAUUUCAAGGUCAUCAGUGUUUCCCACAGCUAAUGCCUAUAAUCAGCCAGAGGAUUCCUUGAGUCAAGAAAUGAUUUCGACUGUUGAAAGGACAAUGAAAAAGUAUACUGACAAUAUCAUGCGCUUCCUGGAGGGAAUUAGUUCCCGCCUUUCGCAAUUGGAAUUGUACUGCUACAACCUUGACAAGUCAAUUGGGGAAAUGCGUUCAGAUUUGGUCCGUGAUCACAGGGAAGAUGACUCAAAGCUGAAAUCUUUAGAGAAACAUCUUCAAGAAGUGCAUAGAUCAGUCCAGAUACUUAGGGACAAGCAAGAAUUAGCCGAAACUCAGAAAGAACUUGCCAAACUUCAGCUUGCACAGAAAGAGUCCUCAUCUCCCUGUCAAGAUGAGAGAACUAUGGUAUCGACCCCCGAGUCUAAGAAAAAUGAUGAUCUGUCAGAUGCACCUAACACUCAAUUGGCUCUGGCUUUGCCUAGUCAAAUUGCUCAACAGCCAUCCCACGCCCCUGUGCUGCAGCAGUCUGGUGCACCCCCACAACCUUCAUCACAAACUCAUAGCCAACCACAGCCGUAUUUCUUACCUUCUAAUCAGUUGCCAAACCCCCAAGGUCAGUCACAUCCUUAUCACCCAGCUGACAACCAGUAUAGAGUGCCACCAUUACAAGCUCCCCAACCCUCGCAAAAUCAAGUGAAUCAGACACCACAGACUCAACAGUUCCCCCAAUAUCAACAAUGGCCCCAGCUAGCUCCGGCUGUACAAGCACCAGUGCAACUAUCCCAGCAGCAAUCUAUUCAACCAUCCCAGCAACCACCAAUGCAACCACAGAAUCAGAUCAGGGCUCCAAGUCCCCAGUCAAGUAUCUAUCCUUCUUACAUGACUAGUCAACAGGCCAAUCCACCUCCCCCAGAGGGAAUAUCAGGUAGCAUGCCAAUGCAAAUGUCGUUUUCAGGAGUUGGUCAUCAGGAAGGAAUGCCUUAUGGGUAUGUUGGGGCCAAUAGACCUGCUCAGCCCCAUCCUUCCCCUCACGUGAAAGGUGGUUUCCCAUCACAGCCAGGUGAUGGAUAUGUAACUGGUGGAUCUCAUCCAUCAAUCUCUUCUGCCGGAACUUACAUGCUAUAUGACGGUGAUGGUGGCAGAUCUCAUCAGCCUCCUCAACCAGCUCACUACUCCCAAGGUGUCUAUCCUAAUACUAAUCCUUCAGUACCAAAUCUUCCGCCACCAGGCAGUAGCAAUCUUAUGAUUCGUAACCCUAGCCCUCAGCAAUAUGUUCGCAACCAUCCUUAUCAUGAGCUUAUAGACAAGCUGGUGAGCAUGGGUUACAGAGGUGAUCAUGUUGUAAGUGUGAUUCAACGGCUUGAGGAAAGUGGGCAGGCAGUGGACUUUAAUGCUGUGCUCGACAGGUUGAAUGGGCAUUCCUCAGGAAGUUCUCAGCGAAGCUGGUAAUGAUGACGGAUAAAACCCUGGUAGUGCAAUUGCCUCUAUUAUCAUCGCAGUUGUACUCCCUUUCCAUGUUUAUAAUAAAGCCUCCUAUGAUGUUCGUAUUUGGUUGCAUUCGGAGUUGGAGGUCCGAGAUCAUUGUAUAUUUGUGACCUUAUUUUCAAGUCAUCUUUCAGUAUCCAGAUCACUUUAAGUACUGUAGUUGUGACAGUCUUACUAUUUUAUUAUGUGAGAUUGUCUCUUUAAUUAAUGAUGUUGCUACUUGGUACGCAAAAAUCCAAUUUUGGGGUACGUCCUUGGUAUUGCCUCUAUCCAUUAAGUUCAUUUUCGUUCUCAAUAUGAAAAAUGGUUUGAUGUUCUUGUGUGUAAAGAA